Molecule: messenger RNA, 722 nt
Organism: Emiliania huxleyi CCMP1516
Lineage: Eukaryota; Haptophyta; Isochrysidales; Noelaerhabdaceae
Exons: 4
Source: RefSeq, a predicted model, not a curated record
CUGCUCGCGCCGCUGCGGCCGCUGCCCUCCCGGGGCCGGACGGUGCUGCGACCACCGCCCAGCAUGGGGCUUGACGAGGCGGAGAUAGGCGACACAUGGUUUACGUCGUUCGACUCCAAGGGCGAGGACGGCCUCGCCCCGGACGGCACGUUCCCGCCGGGCGAGGACCUCGUGGAGCGCGAGAUGCGGCGGCUGUUCAACGUCGACGGCGACGACGAGGAGUUUGCGGCGGAUGAGAUCGACGAGCUCAAACUCAUGAUGAGGCUCCGGAAGGAGCUCGGCGAGGAGGACUACGCGCGCAUCUUUGACCAGCACAAGGUGCGCGGGCACGACGUCUGGGGCGACCGACGAGUCUGACGCCUGUCCGCGGGCGCUUGGGCAGCUGUGCGGCUUUGGCGCUGCGAGCAGCUGCAGUGGCAUGACCUUGUGGAGGCGGUGUUUCGGGCUUUUGUUUCGGGCUGUUGUGGACCAUGUGGCGAGGAGGGGCCGGAGGAGAGGCGGCGGUGGGGGAGGGGACCACCGGCGCUGUACGGUGAGCGGCGGACGAGGUGGGCGAGGGCCGUGCGGAGCGGCGGAGCGAGGGCGGCAUGUUGUGGCUGGAUUCUUGGCGGUGGGGAGCUCUGCUCGGCUCUCGCGUUUGGAUCGCGCGCGGCGCCGCGCGCGGUGGUGCCCGGGGCAUGCCUUUUCGCGUUUGCACGACCUUGUACGUUACAACACACACA